Messenger RNA from Aspergillus terreus NIH2624, 1209 nucleotides. RefSeq names its product aldose epimerase family protein. Lineage: Eukaryota; Fungi; Ascomycota; Eurotiomycetes; Eurotiales; Aspergillaceae. Gene Ontology annotation, molecular function: aldose 1-epimerase activity; carbohydrate binding. Bases 1 to 1209 code for a protein of 402 amino acids. Gene Ontology annotation, biological process: glucose metabolic process; beta-D-galactose catabolic process via UDP-galactose, Leloir pathway. The record is from RefSeq and is a predicted model, not a curated record. The transcript has 2 exons.
AUGCAUCUCUCUCGUUACCUCCCUGCUGCCGCCCUUUUGGGUGUGCCGGCUUUGGCUCAGCAUCACGGUGCCGAAGACCCCUUCAAGGUCUAUACCAUCAGUGCGGAUAAUAUCACCGCCAAGCUGAUCCCCUACGGAGCCCGUCUCACCUCUCUCCUCGUCCCGGACCGCAAUGGAGACGUCCAGGACAUCGUCGUCGGCUUCGAUGACCCCAAGCAAUAUCGCGCCAACGAUCUGGGUGAUCACAACUACUUUGGCCCCGUCGUCGGCCGCUAUGCCAACCGCAUCAAAAACGGUACUUUCUCCGUCGAUGGAAAAGAAUAUCACAUCGCCAAGAACGAGAAAGGUGGCUAUGACACCCUUCACGGAGGCAAGGUCGGCUACGACCAGCGCAACUGGACUGUCACCUCGCACACCAAGGAUUCUGUCACCUUCACCCUCCUGGACCAGGGCUUGGAGGACUUCCCCGGCGACGUGAUCACCCACGCCACCUUCAGCGUCGAGACCAAGGUUACCCCCGAGAACCCCGACGGUCUCCCGCAAUUGACCAGCAAGCUGAUCUCGCUGGCUCUCACCGAGGCUACUCCUAUCAUGCUCUCCAACCACAUUUACUGGAACCUGAACGGCUUCAAGAAGGAGAACAUCCUCGACGACGUCACUCUGCAGCUGCCCCUGUCCAAGCGCAUCAUCGGCACUGAUUCGAUCCUCAUUCCCAACGGCGACCUCCUGGAUGUGGACACCGCCUACAACGGCGCCGCCGACUUCACCUCUCCCAAGCUCGUCGGUCAGGAUAUCAAGGACGCCGAUGGACUCUGCGGCGCCGGUUGCACUGGCUACGACAACUGCUUCAUUGUCGACCGUCCCGCCUCGUACGCCUCCGCGAACUCCAUCGUUCCCAUCCUCCGUAUGAGCUCCAAGGCCACUGGCAUCAGCAUGGAGGUGGCGACCAACCAGCAGGCUCUCCAGAUCUACUCCUGCAACGGUCUGAAGGGCACCAUCCCCGUCAAGGCAUCUCAGCUCAAGCGCAACAAGGAGGAGGGCAUUAAGGGCGCCGAGGUUAUCAACAAGUACGGCUGCCUCGUCGUCGAGACCGAGGGCUGGAUCGAUGGUAUCAACCAGCCCCAGUGGGGCCAGCUCCCGGAUCAGAUCUACUCUCCCAACACCGGUCCGGCCGUCAACUGGGCCACCUACCAGUUCGGCACGAUAUAA